This is a messenger RNA of Carcharodon carcharias (great white shark), 983 nucleotides long. RefSeq names its product immunoglobulin lambda-1 light chain-like. The record is from RefSeq and is a predicted model, not a curated record. Lineage: Eukaryota; Metazoa; Chordata; Chondrichthyes; Lamniformes; Lamnidae. The transcript has 3 exons. The coding region runs from base 58 to 780 and encodes 240 amino acids.
AACUAUUAGGUUCGAGAAGGGUAACAUUUUGUUCUGAUCUUGAUAAUAAUCUACAAAAUGUGUGAGUGGCUUCGCGUUCUCGCCGCCCUGGUGCUUUGUUUGCAAUGUACCAACGCUGGUCCUGUACUAACUCAGCCAGCGAGCAUCUCAACUUCACUGGGAAAUACCGUCGCAGUCACUUGCACCAUGUCCGGAGGCAGCAUGGGCAGCUACUACACGAGUUGGUACUGGCAGAAACGCGGCAAUGCCCCUGUAUAUGUUUGGAACGACUAUGAUUCCAGCAGAGGUUCAGGAAUUGCUGAACGGUUCACUGGAUCCAGGGACACGUCGAGGAACGUUAUGCGAUUAACCAUCUCCAAUGUACAGGCCGCGGAUGUCGCUGAUUAUUAUUGCAGCGCCUGGGAUAGCAGUGCUGGUGGAUUCACUUUCGGGAAAGGAACAAAACUGAGUGUAGGCGAGCCGCGGGCGCCCUCGGUCUCCCUCCUUCCGCCUUCAUCGGAUCAAAUCAAAGAAAAGGAUAAAGCGACCCUGGUGUGUUUGGUGAGCGGUUUUAAGCCGGGAGCUGUGGAGAUUGAAUGGACUGUAGAUGGCAGUGUCAGAGGCAAUGGGGUUGAGACCAGUCGGAUCCAGCAGGAGACGGACAACACUUUCAGUGUGAGCAGUUAUCUGACUCUGUCAGCCUCAGACUGGAACACACACGAGCUUUACUCCUGUCUGGUUAAACACGAGGCUCUAGCAAACCCGCUAAAAAAAAGUAUAGAGAAGUCCAAUUGUAUCUGAUGCAACAAUCCUGGGUAAUACUCUAUGAUAUCAAUAGUAAAAAUCGAUAGUGAGAAAUUCGAACUUAAAAGCUGGAUUUUUUUAUUUUAAUCGCGCUAUUUGAAAUUAUAACAAAAAUUCCCAUAUUGUUUGUUUGAUUCCAUUGAGUGUAUCGCGAGGGUGUGCUGACUCUGGGAUCAUCUCACCCUCCCCGUGCCAUUGCA